Messenger RNA from Trichoderma aggressivum f. europaeum, 948 nucleotides. RefSeq lists its product as uncharacterized. The coding region runs from base 1 to 948 and encodes 315 amino acids. Lineage: Eukaryota; Fungi; Ascomycota; Sordariomycetes; Hypocreales; Hypocreaceae. The transcript has a single exon. The record is from RefSeq and is a predicted model, not a curated record.
AUGUCUGAAGUCACCAAUCGUAACGACGUUCGAGCAGCGAAUGCCGCCGGAGGUUGGACUAUUGUCUAUGGAGAUCUCAUCAACGAAGCUGAUGUAGUUGAACUAAUUAUUUCUGUUCCCACCGGCACUGUAGCUGGUUGGGUCUCCAAUCAAGUGGAUGCACAGUUGCAAAAGUUUAACCAAAGCCUGGCUACCGUCUCUGACGACGUUAUCAAAGAAGCAACAGAGUUUCUCAAAAGCCUUCUUCAGGGCAAGAGAUCUGGGGAACGAGACAUUAAUGGUUUGGGAGUCAAAGCAGGAAUUGUCACGUACCACCGCAAACUUAAGACGCCUUUUGGUUCUACGCCGCUGCCAAACAACCAUCAACCAUACAUUGGCAUACGGAUUACCAAGCCUCUGCCACCAAAAAUGCCAUCUGCAGCAGUUCAAGUACCACCAAGUGCGCAGCCGGGUACUCAACAGCCCACACAACCGAGAGUACCAUCGAAAGGCCUAGACAGCAGAUCAUGGUACAGGAUCAAGAAUCCAGCGAGGCCCGGAAUGGCAAUUGAUGUCGUCAAUGAUGGGAAUCAACAGCAAGAUGGUCAAGUGCAAAUGGCCGCUGAAGGGAAUUUCAGUGGACAACAUUGGCAGCUUCGUCCUUCUAGAACCAAGCCCGGAGCCUAUAACCUAUAUAAUAUGUGGCUUGGAAGCGAUAAGUGCUUGGAUGUAUAUGGCAACGACAAAACGCGACCACAUCUAGCCACAGCUGGUAACUACUCGGGACAGCAGUGGAGUGUCGAACAACAAGGAAAUGGAACUUGGAAGCUGUCAAACUCAUAUUCUGGGCCACUGGCCUUGUCAGCUGAUGCAUAUGAAGCAGAGCUGUCCCUCAAAGAUCCCCAGCUUUCUCCUGCAAUGUCGUGGACCUUGCAGCCUAUCAAGCCAAUCACGGAGGUUGGCUUUUAA